AUGAUGACUUCAUCGUCUGAACUGAGCCUUGACUGCAAACCCUACAACCAUUCCAUGCUUCUUAAAUCAUUUGGAGAACAGAUUGCUGAUUCUGAUACCAAAAAACUUGAAGAAUUUCUAGUUCGUCUUGAAGAAGAAAGACUCAAGAUUGAUGCGUUCAAACGUGAGCUUCCCCUUUGCAUCCAACUCAUCACCAAUGCUAUGGAGGCAUCAAGGCAACAGCUUCAAUCCUAUAGAGCUAGUGCAGGGCAAAGACCAGUUCUUGAAGAAUUUAUUCCACUUAAAAACACAAGUUCUGAAGGAAUUGAAAAGGCUAUAAAUAUGUCUGAUAAAACAAACUGGAUGACUUCUGUACAAUUAUGGAGUCAAUCAAAUGAAGAAAGCACAAAGCAACAAUCAUCUCCAAGAGAAAGUGAUAUGGGUUUUGGAGUUAGCUCCAAGCUAAGUUUGGAUGACAGGCAGAGAAAUGGUGGAGCUUUUCAUCCAUUUUCAAAAGAUUCUAGAAGUUCUUGUCCAAGCCCAAGUUUAACAAAUUUUGCAGAUUUAGCUCUUGCUUCAUCCCACAAGGAGAUGGAAGAAAAUAAAACGAAUUCAGAAGCUAGGAGAGAAAAUUCUGGUAAGUGUAGUGAUUCGUCAGCCGAGAAUGGUCAAGUUAAAGAUUCACAAGCCGCCGGAAUCAACCACUCCACUGCUGCGCAAACUCACCGGAAGGCAAGGAGAUGCUGGUCUCCGGAUCUGCACAGGCGUUUUGUGAAUGCUCUUCAGAUGCUAGGUGGUUCCCAAGUGGCCACGCCUAAACAAAUCAGAGAACUCAUGAAGGUUGAUGGUUUGACCAAUGAUGAAGUAAAAAGCCAUUUGCAGAAGUACAGACUACACACUAGAAGACCAAGUCCCAGCCCACAAGCAGGAGCCACGGCAGGUCCCCAGGUGGUGGUCCUAGGAGGCAUAUGGGUUCCACAAGAUUAUGCAGCAGCAGCCGCUGUCCAUGCUGGGGGUGCACCGGCUGCCCUUUAUGGCGCACACCCUUCUACUCAUGUAUCAGCAUCUUACUGUGCUACACAACCAGGGCCCCAAGAAUUCUACUCUGCACUAACGCCGCAACAGCCACCAAUUCACCACCAGCUCCAUGUGUAUAAGCCACCACUAUCACAGGCACAGGCACAUAACUCCCCCGGGUCGGACGUCCCGGGCGGAACCGGUUAUCGGUCUGAAAGCAUGGAAGAUGGGAAGUCUGAGAGUAGCAGCUGGAAAACUGAUAGUGUUGUGGAAAAUGGAGAGAGAAAAAGGUCAGUGCUAAAGGAGGAAGGUGAAGAGAGCAAUGGAAGUGAGAUUACUCUCAAAUUCUGA
Molecule: messenger RNA, 1347 nt
Organism: Fraxinus pennsylvanica
Lineage: Eukaryota; Viridiplantae; Streptophyta; Magnoliopsida; Lamiales; Oleaceae
Source: the annotation of a GenBank genome assembly